ACUCUUCUCUGUCCACUAUCUGGAGUUACAAAUAUCAGACACAAAGGACACACAGCCAGGCUGUGACACCGAGACCUUUGAGAAACCCUGAAGCUGAAACUGGAAACCUGAUCAAUCUGUUGACUCGGAGCUGAGUCUUUCUGACCUGAGGACAUACAGCGGUUUGAUUCUUCCACCAACAAUCAUGAAGUCUCGGCGACCCAGCUGCACUGACUCGGGAUCCGAGUCCUCAGAACCAGACUCCAAGAGCCCGGAGAAAUAUGAGACUGCCACGAGGCGACGAAUGGCUGCAAAUGCCAGAGAGAGGAAGAGGAUGCAGGGCUUGAACACAGCCUUUGAUCGAUUACGUAAAGUGGUCCCCCAGUGGGGCCAGGACAAGAAACUGUCCAAGUAUGAAACCCUGCAGAUGGCCCUCAGCUACAUCAUGGCCCUCAACCGGAUCCUGACAGACACCAGGAGACACACUGCUCCUCACAGGCAGUGGCUGGACCUGCAAUUUGACUGCGUGCAGCCUGAGAACUACCCCUGCCUUAUGAGGUACGACUCUCCCACUGAACAGGACUACAUCCACUCGUCCUUCUCCUAUCAGUUCGAUGGCCAUCAGGUCCAUGCCUAAACUGCUACCAUUUGGUAGAUAAUCAGUCAUGUUGUUGGAUAUGAGUGACAAUGUGAAUAUUCCUCCUUCAAUCCAGGAGACAGUAAAUACAUUUGUAUUGCAUUAUUUUCUUUUAUAUUUAUUUAGUUUGUGUAUGACAAUCAGAAAGGCUUCUAUUUCAGUGUGAAGUCUUUUUUAUUUUUGCUAGUCACCCAGCAUUGUUGAGCAUCUUUUUGUUCAAAGUAUAGCAAUGACAGAAAUGUAGAGUCGUUAUAAUAACCACUAGAUUGUACUGACGAUACAGGUGUAUUUUGUUAUCAUGUACUGACGAUACAGAUGUAUUUUGUUAUCAGUUAUGUUGACCCGGCCCUAAAAUGUUGUGCAAUGUUCAAUGGAUUCUGAGAAAAUCAUUGUUGUCUUAGGUAAAAUCGAUAUGAAAUAUUUUGUCAAAGUGUUGAGUUGAAAAAUAGAUGUUAUUUUUCACAUGCAGACCUCUAUUUUGUUGAA
Molecule: messenger RNA, 1102 nt
Organism: Epinephelus lanceolatus (giant grouper)
Lineage: Eukaryota; Metazoa; Chordata; Actinopteri; Perciformes; Serranidae
Gene: atoh7
Product: atonal bHLH transcription factor 7
Biological process (GO): sensory organ development; neural retina development; positive regulation of transcription by RNA polymerase II
Cellular component (GO): nucleus
Molecular function (GO): protein dimerization activity; DNA-binding transcription factor activity, RNA polymerase II-specific; E-box binding
Source: RefSeq, a predicted model, not a curated record